Stegostoma tigrinum is the source of this 1391-nucleotide messenger RNA. Its product is annotated as homeobox protein SEBOX-like. The transcript is spliced from 3 exons. Gene Ontology annotation, molecular function: DNA binding. The coding region runs from base 1 to 843 and encodes 280 amino acids. The record is from RefSeq and is a predicted model, not a curated record. Lineage: Eukaryota; Metazoa; Chordata; Chondrichthyes; Orectolobiformes; Stegostomatidae.
AUGAACCCAAUGUCACGGUUCAUGGGUAUGAAAGUUGGCUAUCAGUCUCUGCUCGGCCAUUCUGCGUCGUUGUGUACCUCGGAGUCCGCCUUUGGGGCUGUUUACCGGAGAUCGGAGACUGAAUACUCUCCCGAUGUACACAAAGACUGUGUCGGCUCUCUGGCCGAGGGGCAGCGCAGGAGGAAGCGGACAGUGUUCAGCAAGUGCCAGCUUACAGCCCUGGAACAGGCGUUCAUGCUGAGCCCUUACCCUGACAUCGACAGGAGGGAGAGUUUAGCUACAAUCACUGGGCUGCCAGAGCCUAAGGUCCAGGUCUGGUUUCAGAACCGUCGAGCUCGAUGCACCAAACAGCAGAAGGUGGUGUGGAAUCGCCAACUGUCAGAUCCUUGUCUACAGUCAGACGGUCAGUUUACAGCUGCUGGUACAAACACUCAACCAAACCGAGCCACCCUCUGCAUCAACCCCGUUCUGGGGAGAUCCAGCAAGAACAGCUCCCCACUGCAGCAGCAACAGUCCUGUGCAGCCACUGUCUCCCCCAGCUCCCUGGACCAGUGUCUGUGGGAGACUAGUUCAGAUUUCAGUAUCCUGCGUCAGCCAGCAGCCUGCCACAUUUCCAGAAACAAUGCCAGUCAGCUCACUCCCAGCCUCAGGUUCAGGGAUAAAGGGGACACUGUGACUGUCUCCAGAAACUGUGCUGCUGAUUCUGUGCAGUUCUCAGUAUCUGACCAAGUGAUGCCAAUGCUAAAGCCAGGCCCUGCAGAGCAACAGGAAGCAGGAAUAUACACCUCCCUCCGCUUGACCUCUGACCUCAUCUACAAUGCUGCAAUUGUCACCAAUGUGUAAUCUCCAAAGUCCUAAAUCCUGAAGGAACCACACAGCAAUUUUCAACUGCCGAAGACUGCACAUCAUGUAGUGUAAACCAACACACCCAGUCUCUUGAUGCAGAUACACUGUGACACACCACAGGCCUUAGGACUCCCUCACUGCCUUUCCAGGCACCACUGACAAACAUCCUGAAGGAGGGACUCUGGCUCAUUUUCCAUCAGCAUGUUCCUAACUCAACUCUCCUGCACUGCACAUCAGCAACUCACAGGAACAAGUGUACCGUUCCGCCAGCCCCAUAACAUCUGACAGUACACUCAAUGUGACAUAUGAGGUCCUGUACCUUCCUCACUACCACUCUCCUCACAGCUCUGCUCUGGAAUUGAAGCUGGUCAGGGGUAGGAAACCCUUCAUCAAUGGAAAUGUGACAACUGGCCUUGACCCUGUCCAAAUCUGGCACUCACUUUCGACAGAGGUCACCGGACAGUGGUUUGAAACUGGGGCGUGGUAGUGGAUGGGUCGAAGGACAGUGGUCAAUGGGCAGGGAGCUGAUUCCCCAGAUUGUAUUG